Camponotus floridanus (Florida carpenter ant) is the source of this 2044-nucleotide messenger RNA. It is a transcript of the gene sip3, whose product is annotated as E3 ubiquitin-protein ligase synoviolin B. Gene Ontology annotation, cellular component: cytoplasm. The coding region runs from base 203 to 1870 and encodes 555 amino acids. The record is from RefSeq and is a predicted model, not a curated record. NCBI's taxonomy places the organism in Eukaryota, Metazoa, Arthropoda, Insecta, Hymenoptera, Formicidae. The transcript has 7 exons.
AGCGGUUAGGAUAAUCGAAGAUUACCGCGACGAUAUCAGCGCCACGUUUUACAUCGCAACUCGUGUUGGUUACUGAUACAGCUGUUGAGGCACGAAACCGCCGUAAAAUUCUCCGUUUGACAAGUGUCACGUAUACCUUUCUCUCUUUCGGAAACGGGACUUUUUGCUGGCUGACGAGAGAGUGAACAUUUUCAUCACGAAAAUGAGGGAGGCUGGAAUUAUGCUGAUAAGCACCGCGCUAACGUGCGUUGUUAUCGGCAAUGCGUACUAUCAAAGAAAACAAUUCUAUCCGACCGUUGUUCACAUAACCAAAUCCAAUCCGAGCAUGACCGUGAUUUACGCGCAAGGAUUCAUACUCGCGUUCAUGAUAAACGCCUUUCUACGAAAGAUCUUUUUCGGUACCCUACGCGCUGCCGAGCUCGAGAUGGAAAGAAGUCCAGUAAUAACAUGGUUAUUUCACCUCAGAGUUGCUACCUUAUUAGGGCUUUUAUUUGGUAUAAAUUUAACAAUGAUACAUUAUGCAUAUAAUACAACAGCCACUAAAGGACCUUCUGUACAACUUGUAUUUGGUUUUGAAUAUGCAAUUUUGCUGACUGUUGUGUUUAAUAUCACUGUAAAAUAUGUUUUGCACACUAUUGAUCUACAAAGUGAAAAUCCAUGGGAUAACAAGCCAGUAUUCUUAUUAUAUACAGAAUUGAUUAUUGGCUUAUUAAAGGUUAUCCUCUAUGUUGCCUUUGUGACUUUAAUGAUAAAGUUAUUCACAUUACCUCUAUUUGCAUUACGUCCUAUGUAUUAUACAAUGCGUGAUUUUAAAAAAGCUUUUCAUGAUAUUGUAAUGUCACGAAGAGCUAUCAGGAAUAUGAAUACACUCUAUCCAGAUGCUACAACUGAAGAAUUAGCUGCUGCUGAUAAUGUCUGCAUAAUAUGUCGGGAAGAAAUGGUUGCAGCUAGUAAAAAAUUGCCGUGUAAUCACAUCUUCCAUACUGCUUGUUUACGUUCUUGGUUUCAACGUCAACAGACAUGUCCGACAUGCCGUUUGAAUAUUUUGCGACCUACGCCGAACAAUGCACCACCUAGACAACAAAAUCCUCCUCAGCCAGGGCCACAGGCACCUCCUCAACCUCCACAAGCACCUGGUGGCAAUCCCCCUAUUGGACCGCCAUUUCAUUUCCCACUAUUUUGGGCUGGAUUACCAGCUCCAGGAAUGCCUCAACAACAGCAGCAGCAGCAGCAACAACAACAACAGCAGCAGCAGCAGCAACCACCUCAGACCAAUGCUGGAAAUACGCCUCCACCUCAAAGUAUACCACCUACCGGAAAUAUACCGCUUUUCCCACCAAUAUUUCCUGCAAUAGUGCCAUUGCCACCUAUUCCUGUACCACCACCAAAUUUAACCGAAUUAAGCGAGGAAGAGCUUAGAGCCAUGGAAGGUACUUUGCGGCAAGCUGUUCAGGCUAGAAUACAAACGUUGCAAAGAAUUCAACUUUUACUAGAUGCAGCCAAUGCAAUGAUGAAUCAAUAUCAAACAGUGGCUGUUACAGCUAAUAUUCCUGUGCAAAACAGUUCUACAAGCAAUAUCGAUAAUACAUUGGAUACAUCUACGAUGGCAGAACCAACUGCAAGCAGUACAGCGCAUGCAAGCGCCGGGAUCACUGACGAAAAUUCUCAGGUUAAGGUGGAAAAUAUUCCUACUCCAAGUACAUCGAAAGAAAAUACUUUUCCAAGUACAUCAAAAGAAGAUGGGUCAACAUUUAACGAAUUUAUCGAUUUGUCAGAUUUAUCUAGGACUGAGACGGAAUCUUCGAACGAACAAGAAAUGCUACGCAGACGUAGAUUACAAAAAUUUUCACCUCCGCCAGCAACAGAAUAAAUAAAAAUAAAAUUGUGUGAUAAAGAUUAUGUAACAUAAUAGUCUUUAACUUGGUUAAUAAUCGGCCUCAAUUAAUACAAACAAUCAAUAAUUGAGGUUGUAACAACUAAAGUUUGGAUUUUGUGAUCGAUAUGAGAGAGUUUGUUACGAUAUUCAAGUCGAUCAGUCAAUCUA